CAUUAGUUUACUUCGUUAUACAAUACGAAAAAUACAACUAUUCAAUCAGUAAAUAUUAAAUUCUUAGGCGAUGUGGCAGGCAUUAAGCAUUUUACCUCUCAAUCCGAAUAAAGGUUACUAAAUUUUAAGAUGUUUUAAUACUUGAGUGACGAACUGAGAAAUUCUGACAUCAGAAAUUGAACUUAAAAUCCAGAUAUUCUUAUCACAAUUUUAAUGCAAGCAUCAGAACCAACAUUUGCCCCCGAGAUUUGCAUUGGCAACUCAAGACACGAGGACGCAUUAUAUGUGCAGGCGAAGACUGGUUUGGCGUCAAGGGAGUCACUGGCGAUUGACCUUCACUGCCAUCACCACAAUGAAGCGGUCACUCCUGCCAGAUCCUACCGCCUGCCCCCUUGCCUCACUCCUGCCUGAUCCUACACCGCCUGCCCGCCUCACUCCGGCCGAGACAGUCUGUUGCCGAGGUGCAGUCGAGAUCUGAACGCCGCAGCGGUUGGAUGUGUAGUGAGAGCCACUGGAUGCCACUGCUUUUUCCUAGGAGAAUACGGCGAACUUUUCUAACGCGUGUGACAGUUUGAAUUACAUUAGUGCUUGUGAUACAGGACAGACCAUUGACGGACGUGUGAAAUUGCUUUUUAUUUGCUUAUAGUCCAUGUGAUUAGAACUUAUUAAUAAUAAUUAAUACAUUGGAUGAUAUAAUAUUGCUGCAAGCAAACGUGAAUAUACCGACUUAUAAACUCAGUUUUUUUCCUUCACCGUGCUUACAUAAAUAGUGAGUCUUCAUGAGGAUGAUGAAGACUCGCCAAAUUACAACUCUGUUAGUAAUCUUGCUGUUGCCAAACGUACGCUCGUCUGACGCUGAUAGGCCUAUGUCAGAGAAUAAUGAUAGCUUGAAUGGCAGCAACAGGAACGAAGGGCGGCGAUACACAUCCGGCCGCUACGUAUAUCCCAGUCCAAAUCAAUCUGUGAACCCAGCGAACGCUCCGGAAGACUUAUUGGAGCUGAGGGUGCAGAGAAACCGAGCCACGGAGCGCCGCGAUCAGGUACCCAAAUUUUACGCCCACCCCAAAUAUCGACGUCCAAAGGGCACGCGUAUGCCUAACCAGGACGAGUUGAGUCGUCACUUGAACUCUGGAGUUGACAACCUCCGAAGUGGAUACCUCAACAGAUCAACAGAUCAAGAGAGUGAGGCUGGAUCCUCGUUUGCAGAAGACCCGGGACCUGGACGCAUGGCGGUAACCAAGCUAGAUGAGAUGCUGCAGCGACUCGAGAACAAUAACGACGAGCUCCUUCAGCGCCUUCGGCAGGAACGCGACCACUUCGCAGUAUCGCGGAACAGGAUCGAUCGUCAUCACGAGCAUCCCGGCAACCACCAUCGACACAACAAUUUUCCGUCAAGGUAUAGGGACAACAGCGUCCAUUAUUCUGACCGCGUCCUGCACGCCAGCAGCCGACAUGGCGUCCAACGCAUCGAAGAUUUGCACGACGACUCUGAGCGCCUGAUCAAGCUUGACCGCGACGUUGCCCAGCUUGAGGCGCUGACACCGAGACUUAGCCAAAGACCAACGUCUCGUAACGGGCUUGAUGUCUCGUCUCGCAACGGGCUCAAUGCCUCGUCUCGUAACGGGCUCGAUGCCUCGUCUCGUAACGGGCUCGAUGCCUCGUCUCGUAACGGGCUCGAUGCCUCGUCUCGUAACGGGCUCGAUGUCUCGUCUCGUAACGGGCUCGAUGCCUCGUCUCGUAACGGGCUCGUAGCACCCCCUCGUAACAGACAGGACGGCAACGAGCCCACCGUCCUAGAGACUGACUACCAAGACGAAGACGCUAGUCUCAAGAAUCGUAAGACUAGUCAUCGCAUCCUCCAGCAGAGCCUCGUCAGCAAAGAUGCGCGGUUGGUGCGUCUGGCAUCCGAGAACGUGCGCUUCGUGAUGGCGAACGCUCAGUGCGCCACACCCGUGCGCCGCUGCGUCGACCUCUCCGCCAACCAGACGACCAGCGGCAAAACUUACUGGCCCAGAUGUGCGAUCGUGUACCGCUGUGGAGAGGAUGCUGGAUGUUGCUACUCCCCUGAACACGUCUGCUCUGUUAAAGAAUCUCACGACAUCGACCUCCACUUCUUCUACAUGACGUUCGGUACUGAAAAAACAGGCGUUGACAAACUCACUUUUGAGAACCACACGUCAUGUGAAUGCCGCCCUCGAUUUGCCUUCGUAAAUGGGUAUGAAUAUCCUUUGCACACCGAGUCUCGCAUCAACAUACGACCACCUCAUAUGAACCAAGAGCAGCAAACUUCUGCUCCCUUCAUGGGAAACCAUUUUACCCAACAGCACCAAAGACCUGCUCAUCACUCGGGUGAUACUCUCUACCAGCCUUUAGCAUCCUCUCAUCAAACGCGUAAUCGCUUGACACCAGUACAUCACUCCGGGACUCAUCACAGCACUCUGGAAGAAGAUAUACGGUUCACAAACUUUUCCUUGCCAGUUUCAACCUCCUCAGAUCUGCCGUCAACGAAUUAUUAUUCACCCAGCACCUUGGAUGGUACUUACACAAGUCCAGUUACUCAAGAUAUGCUAUACAACCUCGUUAGUGGCGAAACAAACCUACAUUCUAGACUUUCAAGUACCGCGGCAGACGAGAAUUUCUUACAGACCAGUUCCACUGGUCGCUCGGUCUCGUCAACGGCAAUGCAGAGCGGUACUACCAGAUCUUCGACGGCAGCAACGACUUCGCGGACCAAUGCCAUGAGACCAUCAAACGCGGUGACAGCUGCGUAUACCAGCGUAAUAGGCUCCCCAGUAUCAGAAACCAUCAGCACUGAACGCUCCUACAGACAAUAUAACGAUGCUAUCAUAGGCAAUAGUUUGCAAUUAGAUGACGAUCUGAGCCAAGUAGAAAGCGCACCUUCGAUCGGUGAGUUCCGGAGACACCCCGUAGUGCCGGCGCUUGUUGAAAACGUGCUUGAGAAGGACGAACCUCAAGUUAGAAUCGUUGAGCAGCCUGAAAUGUCGCAAGAGUCUCAGAGAUGGACGAAUGAGCAACAAGGAAGGACGCGCCAACAAAUCAAGCUCUCACAACCUGCAGACUUGCUCGCUCAGACCUACUUGAAAAACGCGCCUCUCACAGCAAAAGAUAGAAACGAAAGAACUACUGCAGCUGUUCAAAAAGACCUUGCAGCUAAAAAAGAGUGCCGGUGCCCCGAACUCUUCGUGACGAAAGCAAAUCCACUGCAGGCAGGCGCCUGCGAGUGUGUGUGUGAUGCCGACCGUGGCAACUGCCGGCGUCUCAUGAAGGGACAGCGUUACUUCAAACCUAAAGAUGAGAGAUGCAUCAUGUCAGGAGAAUGUGGACUGCCGGCAUGCAAGUUCGGCAACUUCAUCACGGAGUACAAGAGAUGUCCGCGCAAGCGGGAGAUGAAAAAGCGCCGCAACCGAACCUCCGGAACUUGAACACGAAAAUUUCUGCUGUGCAGAUAAGGACACGGUUAACUGUUAUUAAAGCGAAGGCGAAAAAAUUGAAUUUAUUUUCGGUUCUUUUGGCGACAAAAUUAUUCAAGAAGUUACAUCUUAUACAACUUUUAUCGUGUAGGUAUGUUUUUGUGAAUACUUCGAGGAAACUAUCGAAAAAAUAUAACUCAAUACUCACUGCAGUGAGUGACAGAGAGCGC
Molecule: messenger RNA, 3661 nt
Organism: Hyalella azteca
Lineage: Eukaryota; Metazoa; Arthropoda; Malacostraca; Amphipoda; Hyalellidae
Exons: 8
Coding region: 780-3443 (887 amino acids)
Biological process (GO): hemocyte migration
Cellular component (GO): membrane
Molecular function (GO): growth factor activity
Source: RefSeq, a predicted model, not a curated record